GUCAGAUCGCGGAGAGUCGCGCGUGUAGCUUCUUGUGAGUGUGUGUGUGAUGUGAGUUGUGUUUGGUUAUACCAUUGGAUUACGGCAUUUACUGAGGAGGGAUGGGUCGGUGGCUUGUGGAGGUCCUCUGUCUUCUUCUUCUCUUCAAAACCCAUCUCGUGCUCGCACAAACAGGACUCUGCGAGGUAGAGAAUGGCCAAUCCAACAUCAUUAUGGAUAUUGAAGAGAGCAGAGAGAACGAGGUAGGCCAGGCCACCACUCCCUCGGAGCUACCCAUCUCUGGAGACCCUCUGGCAGACAUCAGUCUGGACCUUGUCUUCCCCAAGGGCAACCCUUACUUCACACUCCAGGGGAAGAAGCUGCAGCUGCUCUCGCCUCUGGACCGGGACAAGGAUAACCUCUCGCACAUAGUCUUCCAGCUGACGUGCACAGUGAGAUCCACACGCAAGAAGAAGACCGUCCCUGUCAUUGUGAGAGUAGUGGACGUGAACGACAACCCCCCGAUCUUCAUCAACACUCCGUAUAACACCACCAUCUCAGAGCUGGUGCCAGUGGGGACGACGAUCUUCCGAGGUUUGAAGGCGGUCGACAGAGACGCCGGUGUCAACAGCCUGGUGGAGUACUCCAUCAUCCCCGGUGACGGGCGAGGGGUGGGGACAGACCAGGGGGUGGGCAGGAGCAGAGUCACUGUGGCUGACGGGUACGGCUACUUCGCCAUCAACCUUCCUCACCAGGGACAAGUCACUGUCAACAGGAGUCUGGACUAUGAGAAGACCCAGAGAUACCUCCUCACCGUGGUGGCUACUGACCGAGCAAGGAACGAAUCUGAAAGAUUUUCGACAACAACGACUCUGACAGUGAAUGUUAGAGAUGACGAUGAUCAGGAUCCAUCCUUCAUUUAUCGAGGAUGCAUGUCAGUGGACGGGGCUUGUGUCAACCCUGAGUACCAUGCUACUGUAUCCAGUGGAGUUAGGGCAGGGAUACUGUCUGUCUCUCCUGAGAAGAUCCAAGCCGUGGACAUGGAUACCAACAACUCUCCGAUUAUCUACAGCUUCCUGUCCGGGACUCCUGGCUCAUUCCGAGAAUAUUUUGAGAUCAAUCCCUCAACUGGAGCAGUUCAGCAAAUCAGAGCCGUGGAUACCUCCGUGACCAAAAGAUUUGAAAUUAUUGUUAAGGCAGAAGAAAAAUCAGCAAGUAGAAGAUUUGCAACAGCCAAACUGAUAAUCUUGGUCAGACCAGUGGAUGUGAACCCUCCAGUGAUUGCAGCUUCUGCUACGGAUGGUUUUGUUGAUGAAAAUGCUCCUGUUGGAACCAGAAUUAUUGACAAAGAAGGAAACCCGAUACUACUGAGUGUCUCCGAUCCUGACUUGGGGGCAGAUGAUCCGAAACCUGACUAUGAUUAUGAAGUUACCACCAACUUUUUCCACAUUGAUGAAGAAGGCAAUUUAGUGGUCGGUCAAGAAAAUUUAGACAGAGAUCCACCAAAUCCUGGGAAAUUUAGAUUUCAGGUUGUUGCCCGAGAGCGACAUGGAACAGCAGCCAGUUCUCCAGUGACGUUCACUGUAGAGUUGAACGACAUCAACGACAACGCUCCCCACAUGCCGAUGAUUCCUCCCAUCUCUAUACAAGCUGGGGAGGGUCGCAGACAAGUAGUCAAGGUGGAGGCCACUGAUAGGGAUGUGGGAGAGAACGCAGAGAUAUCCUACAGUAUCUAUCACGUGUCCAACAACGGCAGGAACAAGUUCAAAAUAGACCCUAGUACUGGAGCCAUAGAGGUCAAUGGCAAACUGAACGCCGGAGAACAGUAUAGCAUCACUGUACAGGCCACGGACAGUGGAGGCAAGUCAAGUCAGACCAUUGUAGAGGUGACUGUAGUCCCAGGACCCAACACUCGCAGUCCAGUGUUCCAAGAGUCUACGUAUCAUGUCACCAUCAGUGAGGGAGCUCCUAUCAACUCUACUGUCGCAAAUAUUGUGGCAACUGAUCCGGAAAACGAGCCUGUCACGUAUUCCAUCGUGUCGGGGAACGAUUUGCGUCAGUUUGCAAUCAAUGAUAAGACUGGAGUGUUGUCUGUCAUAAGAAAACUGGACAGAGAGGAUCUUACUAGAUACGAGCUGGUGAUCAAAGCCGAGGAUGAAGGAGGUCUAUCGAGCACAGCGAACGUAAAUAUUGUUGUCAGUGACAUCAACGACAAGAACCCGGAAUUCACACACUUGCCUUAUGAGUUUACAGUGACGGAGGGAGUCAAAGAUGUGUUUGUUGGCCAAGUAACAGCUACAGAUGCAGAUGAAGGCAUGAACGCCAACGUCACCUACUCGCUGCCUGAGGAUGUGCCUUUCACCAUCGACACCAUCACUGGCAACAUCACUACACAGACUGCCCUGGACUAUGAGAAAAACAAGGAGUUCAAGUUUGUAGUGACAGCUCAAGACGGCGCCCCGGACCCCAGGAUCGCCACAGCUACAGUCACUGUACAUGUCACAGAUGUGGAAGACGAGUUACCUACCUUCCCGGUCACACUGUACAAUACUACAGUGCCUGAGAACACUGCUAACUACCUCGUUGCUCAAGUCAAGGCCGAAGAUCUGGACACUAACAAGAGCAUAACAUAUGUCAUCAAACAAGGUCCUCAGGAUCUUUUCAAAAUUGAUAAGAAAACUGGUGAGAUAAGAACAGCCAGAGGCCUAGACUAUGAAACAGAAAAUCAAUACGCACUAAUAAUUGGAACAGAAGAAAACCCGAACCUGAGACCUGGAGCUACAACCAAAGUAAUCAUAAUGGUUGAGGACCAAAAUGACGUGCCUCCAGUGUUUUUGACCAUUUUAACGAAACCGAUUGUGCUGAAUGAUGACACUGAGAUAGGCUCAUUAGUAACUACACUAGCCGCUUCUGAUGCUGAUGGCACGGCUCCUAACAAUAUUGUCCGCUACGACAUUGUUGGCAAAGGAGAAGCUUCAAGAUUCUUUGAAAUCAACCAAACCUCGGGGGAACUGCGGGUGAAGGAUGACUUUCGCAAGGAGCCUGACAAUGAAUACGAGGUUGAAGUCAGAGCGUAUGACUCAGGUGAGCCAGAGUUGUCUUCCUCUAUGACAGUCCCUGUGUACAUCCGCAGAACUACUACAGUAACUCCAGACAUUGGUCCUGGGUUUGCUGACACCUUGUACACCAUAGAGGUGCCUGAGGACACCAAACCUAACUCCACUGUCAAGACAUUCACCAUCAUCAAGAACCAGAAACAACCCAAGAACCUUCCACUACACUGUUCCAUCAGCAAAGGAAACACAGGAGGCGUGUUCUCAGUGAGAGUGACUGAAGACAGAAACUGUGAGUUGAGACUUGUGGCUGCUCUGGACCGUGAGGAGACAUCAGAGUACCAGCUGACCCUACAGCUGGACACUGGUCUGCUGGUCAACAACACUAAUGCCAUCACCUCAACCUCGGUAAAGAUCCAGGUUCUAGAUGUGAAUGACAACAUACCUGUCUUUCUCUACCCAGAAUCAAGCAGAAGAUUCAAAAAAGAGAAAUACUUUGGGGGAGUUGCUGCUGACAGGAGAGACGUGGGGGCUCAUGUUCUGGAUGUCAAAGCAGAAGACAAGGACGCAGGCAAGCUAGGCCAGGUAGAGUAUCGCCUGAUCCCUGAUGAGACAGGCGCAGUGGACUACUUCUCCAUCGACCCUCGUACAGGCGUUGUGCGCACCAAGAGGACCCUGGACUCUGUAGGUAGAGAGGCCUUACCCUUCAGACUGACUGUGGAGGCCAGAGACAGCCCUGGAGUCAGCAGAGGAUACAACACUGCUGCUACACAGAUAGUGGUAAAUGUCAUUGAAGAUAUUGAUCGCAUGAUCUUGGUCAUAAACAACAUGCCUGCAGAUGAAGUGGAAGAAAACCGUGAGAAGGUGGUAACGUUGUUGGAGCAGCACAGUAACUUGCUGGUGGGAGUUGAGCAGAUGGUGCCCAGACAGUGGUCCAGGGACAAUUUGACAUUAGACACUGAUCAGUUCAGCACGGAUGUGUGGUUCUAUGUGGUGGACCCUGACACUGAGCUGAUACAAGGCCGCAACACCUCCGUUGUGAAGAGGAGCCUUACCUCCAAGGAGGCCCAGUCAGACAUAUCCGAGGCUCUGGCUGCAGCUCUACACGUAGGUCUGUUUGACAUUCACCCUCCCCUACGUGUGACUCCUGUCAGGACCACCUUCAUACAAGCUCAGUGGGAGGUGUUCCCCUACGCCUUGGUGGCUAUUGCUGCCCUCAUCAUGGUGCUGGGCAUAGCCGGCAUCAUAUACAUCUGCAUCUCUUGGUCUAGAUACAGAGCCUACAAGGAGCGGAUGCAGAGGAUGUAUGUCACUCCUCACUAUGAUCCUGUGUUUGUGGAACCCAGUCUGAAGGAAUAUGAAACACAGGUUCUACAAAUGAGUGUUCCGGUAGAUGACAAUGACAGCUUCAACGAUCUUCAACUGGACUUCAGCAACAAAAACCACACCUUCAAUCUAGACAACGUCGGCUACAUCUCAAAAGAGCUAAAUGAAACUCUGGAUAAGCCUGUCGUGAACACAAUGACAAGAACGGCCACCAUUGGUCGACAAAGAUCUCACCACAACAAUAACAACAACAUUCACCGUUCUCCUUCGGGAGUCACAAACCCUGCUUAUGACAGGUCAGGAGACACAUUGUCUAGGAGAAACACAAGUCCGUCCAAUGACAAUGUGACUUUCCGAGGCAAGAAGGACUACUCUCACUUAGGCUUCAACUAUUUAGUGGACAGAAACUCAGUGGAGGCCACGACGGAGCUAUAGUCAACAUGGUGUUAGCUUUAAUUAUGUGAUCUAGUAGUAAACAAAUUAAUAUAUUAGAACUAAGGUUCCAUCUCCGUCCAAGGUAAGUUGAGUGAUUAAAAAUCAUUUGUUUGGAUUUUUUUUUCUUCACCUGGAAUCUUAUGCAUGUCACAUUAGUUUGGUCUACUGUAUUUACUCAAACUACCUUGGUUCUUGGAGAGUCGCCAUGUUUGAGGUAUAAAAUUAUAAACUGAACAAUAUAUCUUGUAAAUUUGUUAUCCUCUGAUAAAUAGUAUCAUUGACUGUACACAGAAUAGACUUCCCAUGUAAUGUACAAAUUUGAAGCCAAGAAACGGGGUGUAAUCUGUUGAGAUGGUCAUCAACUAAUGACAAUAUUCUGUGUUAAGUGAUAAAUCAAUCAGCUGUUGCUAUGAUACUGCAUUGGUUUUAACAUAGACAAAUAAACAUAGACCGUCAGCUGUGCUGCGGUUAGCAUAAGUUCUGGUGUCCACCACUAGGUUAGCAGUGUAGUUACGGUGCACACCGCUGCAGCGUCUGCUGCUCGCAUUCGGCUCCUGCGCUCCUCGCCUGCAGCGGUGUGCACCUUAACUACACGGCACUCCUAGCGGUGCCGGAACCUUCCUUUGACAGUUUAUUCUAUUUGUCUAUUGUUUUAAUUAAUAUUCAACCCAAUACACUAGUAAACUCUGGUGAGAUGGUCCUGAACUUCAUCUAGCCUAUUUUCUUGGCUUCAAACUUUCAUUUCACAUGGGAAGUCUAGUCAAUGCUAGUAUUGACGAUAGAAACCUUCGAUGCAGCUGAUUAGGCCUACAUUUUAACACAAUUUUUUAUUGAUAUUACCUUAUCCUUAGUUUCCCAGGUGGAGAACCCACUACAAAAAUAACCUGUUCCAAAUAAUCUAUUUAUUUUUCUAAACAACCUUUCCAAAACAUAAUUUAUAUUCAUAAUUUAAUCUUGAAUUCUUUUAUUUACUGUUAACUCGUUAAAAACAAGGUACAGUAUUGGGUGUAGGGAUGUUGGUGUUAUUAUUUUAUACCUCUAGACUCGACUAGGAAUCUUUGCAAUAUUAGUGCUCACAUUAAAGAGACUAUAAUGUAAGCUUAGUGUAUGUUAGAUUGGUAAAGUAGUGUGCAAUAAAUACCUAUCACAUUCCAAAAAUAUGUGCAAGCCUACUUUAAAAAUAUUUAAUAAGUUACCAACCUGUAGAAAAAUCUUUUGAAACAACAAUUUUAUUUUGUCUUCAAUUAUUUGAUUUAGCUUUAUUGCAUUAUUUUACAGAAAUAAUAACACUGUAGUGCAAAUGAAGUCAAAAGCUACUUUCAAACCUUGAAAAAGUCAUCUUUAUGGAUACAUUAAACAUAAAAAUUAAUACAAUAAUUAAUAAAACAAAAAAGUCAUAUACAUCAAAUUAAGAAUACUAUUAAUUUUAUAUGUAUGUUUUACAAUUUUUCUUUUAGUUUGGGAUUUUUAGAAACAAAUCUAAAUAUCCUUUAAAGGUGAUAUUUUGACUUUGCUCAAAUCUAGGCAUAAGAGCAAUAAUAAAGAAAACAUUAAUUCAAGCACAAGGAGCACCAGAGUUAAAUAAUAAAAUUUUAAAUCUAUUAUGUAAGACUUAUUUUGAUAGUAAUUUAUUCUUUAUACAAGUUUAAAUUACUAUUGUUAUAAUUAAUUGAGUGAUAGUUACAAUAAUUACAGAAGCAAAGCAGAAUAAGUUAUUCUAUGUAAAAAGUAGAUUUAAAAUUGUGAUUUGUGGAUGAAUCUUUAGUGGUAGUACAACGUUGAUAUUUAAAUCAAAAUGUUCUAUUAUGUUGUUAAAACUUCUCCCAUCUUAUCGACAGACUGUAAAAGAUUUUAUGAAGUACUAGCUGUGUACCCGUUCUACGCACGGGGAUCUUAUAAUAUUCAGUUGAAACCUUCUUAUAUAAAGAACAGCAGUUGGUUUGCAUAUUUUAAGAUAUGCUGGCCAAACUAUUAUACAUAGCUUCAUUUUAUGUUGUUUUUUGUUGUUCCGGAUCGGUAUGACAAUCAAUAAAAGGUUAAAUUACCUCUGUGUCUGCCGGUCGAUCCUAUAACGGUAGGCUUACUUUUAUUUUUACUAUCUGAUCUCGUUUGCAUGGCUCAAUCACGUCCUGGUUGAAGUUCGUUCGCUACGCUCACUCACCUGUAUGUUGGAGCUCGUUCGCUGCGCUCACUUUCCUUCAGGUUAGCUCGUUCGCUACGCUCACUUGCCUUCAGGUUAGCUCGUUCGCUACGCUCACUCGCCUCCAGGUUGCAAAUUAGCUGUUGUCAUAAAUGUAAAAGAAAUAAUAGUGCUAGUGCUGCACCCUGUUGGUAAUCCUUGUAACUUUAAUGCUAUUGAACAUCACAGAACAGAACCAACUUGUUUAAUUGAAACAGCUGUUAAGAUUCAAUAAUUUCAUUUCUCAUAAGGUUAACAUGGGCUUCCAGAAAUUCCACGUCAAAAAUCGACAAAAACUUGAUUUUCAAGGGUUUACUGUUAAAUAUCUAACUGUCUCAUAUUCGAUGAAAUACGUCUAAAACCAUCUCAUAUAUGUAUAGUAUUUGGAAAAUAAGUUUCAGGCGGGACAGUGCUAUAGUUAUUGAGGAGUAGUUGUAAUAAAGUGCGUAUUUUAGCGUUACCAAGAGAAUGACAGAUAGACAGACAGACAGACAGACAGACAGACAGACAGAAAUUGAGAUAAGGUUUGAUUCGGUUUCUCUGACCUAUGAAAUGUAAAAAUAACCAAAAAGUUCAUUAUUCUAAGCAAUGUACAGACAAAACUCUAAUUUUAUUUAUAUAGAUUGUGCCUAUUGGUAUAAAUUAGUUGGAAUAACUAAAAUAUAGUUGUAUAUUGUUUAUGAGAUAGUGUUGGUAGUUUUUAACUUACCAUCCUAGUCAUUUUGCCUGUCAAAUACAGACAAAACUGUAAAUAUUGUAAUUAAAUUUAUAGUAUUAAUUCCAUUUGUUAUGAAACCAUGAUUGUGUACUU
Molecule: messenger RNA, 7783 nt
Organism: Macrosteles quadrilineatus (aster leafhopper)
Lineage: Eukaryota; Metazoa; Arthropoda; Insecta; Hemiptera; Cicadellidae
Product: cadherin-99C-like
Exons: 29
Coding region: 102-4793 (1563 amino acids)
Biological process (GO): homophilic cell-cell adhesion
Cellular component (GO): plasma membrane
Molecular function (GO): calcium ion binding
Source: RefSeq, a predicted model, not a curated record